Molecule: messenger RNA, 1594 nt
Organism: Carassius auratus (goldfish)
Lineage: Eukaryota; Metazoa; Chordata; Actinopteri; Cypriniformes; Cyprinidae
Product: MOB kinase activator 3A
Exons: 4
Coding region: 377-1027 (216 amino acids)
Source: RefSeq, a predicted model, not a curated record
CAAUAGAGGAAGUGUACUUUGUUCAGCAGGGAGGGGCUUGUGGUUUCCUUAGAAAGUGUGGACUUAAUAAUUGUUACAAUACGAAGGCGAUGUUCCUUUUAACUCUAUAACAAUUGCAAAUACAAUGUAAUUAUAAUAAACAAGCACCAUCUUGAAUACCGAACAAAAUAGAGGACGGUGUAAAAAGGCGGUUCACAUCAAAGCGGAACAAGAAAGGCGCUCGCUCGCAUCCGUCCUUCCUCCAUCGGUGAUACUGAAAAGCCUCCACACAAUAUUGUCCUUGUUUAUCCGUCCUUUAAUUUCUCAUUUCAGGCAUCCUUGCUAUCAAAAGGCUCAUUCUAGACACAUUACACAACAACCCUGUCCCCCAGCAACCAUGUCCACAGCCCUAAAACAAGUCUUCAACAAGGACAGGACAUUCCGGCCCAAGCGCAAGUUUGAGCCUGGAACGCAGCGCUUUGAGCUGCACAAGAAAGCACAGGCGUCCCUGAAUGCCGGCCUGGACCUGAAGCAGGCGGUGCAGCUGCCGCAUGGUGAAGACCUCAAUGAUUGGGUGGCCGUUCACGUGGUGGACUUCUUUAACCGCAUCAACCUCAUCUACGGCACCAUCAGCGACUCCUGCACAGACCAGACCUGCCCCGUUAUGUCAGGCGGGCCUAAGUACGAGUACCGCUGGCAGGAUGAACAAAAGUAUAAGAAGCCCACCGCUGUCUCAGCACCCAAAUACAUGAGCCUGCUAAUGGACUGGAUUGAGGUCCAGAUCAACAAUGAGCACAUCUUCCCCACUAAUGUUGGUACGCCCUUCCCUAAGACCUUCAUGCAGGUUGCAAAGAAGAUCUUGUCUCGUUUGUUCCGAGUCUUUGUCCAUGUGUACAUCCACCAUUUCGACCGCGUGAGCCAGAUGGGAGCAGAGGCCCACGUGAACACCUGUUACAAACAUUUCUAUAACUUUGUUACUGAAUUCAACCUCAUAGACCACAAAGAGCUGGAACCUCUGAAAGAGAUGACAUCACGGAUGUGCCACUGAAAAAGAGAGCGGACCUUUACAUUUCAGACAGAUCAGAACCAUGCAAAUUUACAAUUUCAAAGCAGAUGAAACAGAAACCAAACUUUAUUUUUUAUACACUUUAAUGUACUGUAAUAUUCUGUGUAGAGGGAGAGACAUGUACAUCUCUCCGUAUUCUCAUGUGUAGGCAUAUGCAGAGUAUUUUUUAUUAGAAAUCAGUAUUAUCAGUUAUUUUUGUUUCAAAAUUGUUCUGAAUAAUUUCUUUUGUUCUGUUGAGCUGUUAUAAUCUUUAAUUUACAGAUUAUAUUUGACUAUUUAUGUCUGUGGUUGAGAUAUUAAACCCACUUCCUCAUGUCUGUAUGUCAUCAGUUCUGUUCUCAGUUACUGGUUGUGUUUGCAUCAUCACUAAUUCUCACUAAAAACUUGAUGAAGCGGUAGGACUUAAUGUCUGACUACUAUAAAAGUUUAAGAUAUCAUUCAGUACAUCAUCCCUGGAAUUUUAUUUAAUAACCUCAUAGUCAUGUAGUUUUUUCUGCUUUUGUUUUAAUCUUUUCUGUUUCUAAAAUGAAAGACAAUCCUGUUUCUCCA